This is a messenger RNA of Opisthorchis viverrini, 726 nucleotides long. RefSeq lists its product as hypothetical. Gene Ontology annotation, biological process: protein import into nucleus. NCBI's taxonomy places the organism in Eukaryota, Metazoa, Platyhelminthes, Trematoda, Opisthorchiida, Opisthorchiidae. Bases 52 to 702 code for a protein of 216 amino acids. Gene Ontology annotation, cellular component: nucleus. The record is from RefSeq and is a predicted model, not a curated record. The transcript has 6 exons.
CUUAUCCCUGUCAUCCUUGAGCGAAUUUUCCCUUCUUUAAGGCAGUGUCCAAUGGAUCGCCAUCAGCAGAUGUAUUCCACCGUAGUGCAUCAUAAUGGCCAAGAUUACAGAAACUUCCUACGACAGAGAGUUGGCAGUGCCUUGAAAUCACGCCGACGAGAAUUUAUUGACCGACUUCGUCGUAUCCAUUCCUCCACAACAUCCUCGAGAAACCCUCUGGACUCGACGACAGACGGGUGUCAUCAGCUUAUGGAGGAACGUCGACACUUACUUUACAGUCUGCUAGAUGAUUCAGAGAAAGAACACUUGGAUUUGGAAACACUCUUACAUCUACAAGAUCAAGUGCUACUAGAGUUUGAGAAUGAUAUUUCCUGCAUUACUGGUUCUUCCUCUGGGAUGGAAAUCGAUGAAAUUACCUGUCCUUUAUGCAGCAUAGGGAAGCUUGUACUAUACGGAACUGUUCUAUGCUGUUCUUGUGGACUUCGUCUGGACACCCAGACGGACAGUAUCAGUUUGGCAUCUAUCGGACGAAGUAUACGUGAAGCUGAGACCAUGCAUGUACACAGUGGAUGCUCGCAGCCACUUCGUGGUUCACUCAUGGAACAGAAGACUAGCGUUUUUGGAGAGUCUCUCAAUUCGGACAGUGUAUCACUUCUCUGUUUAGAAUGUCCCCGCUGUUCUUUCCUUGAAAUUGUGAUAUAGCUUGUUCCAAUAUGUAUAUUCUUG